UGCCAUUCCAAUUAUUCCCAGCCACUCACUCUUUCUUUCUCUCUCUCUAAUUUUCUCUCUCUAGAAUCCACAUCUUUCUCCCCAAUUGGUGGGUUUUGGGAGUAGCAAUUGGUGGGUUUUGGGAGUAGCUGUUGUGAUAAAAGGUUAGGAAUGGGGAGAGAGAAGAUCAAGAUCAGGAAGAUCGAGAACUUGGCGGCGAGGCAGGUGACCUUCUGUAAGAGACGUGGAGGGGUUGUCAAGAAAGCUAAGGAGCUGGCUGUUCUUUGUGAUGCCCAAGUUGGUCUCAUCAUCUUCUCUGCAACCGGAAGGCUUUUCGAGUAUGCCAGCUCAAGCAUGGAGGAUAUACUUCAGAAGCAUCAACUGUAUUCAAAUAAUAACCUCAGAGAAAUAAACCUAUGUUCGGUUCAACUGCAGCUGGAGCAUGAGAAUCACUUGAAAUUGAGCAUGGAAGAUGCAGAUAAGAGCCAUCAAUUGAGGCAGAUGAGGGGUGAGGAUCUUCAAGGAUUAAAUCUGGAGGAACUGCAUCAAUUAGAGAAAAUGCUUGAAGCAGGACUAAGCCGAGUGUUGGACACCAAAGUUGAUCUUAGUGCACGAAUCAUAAACGAGAUCGCUGGCCUUCAACGGAAGGGUGCUCAAUUGAUGGAAGAGAAAGAGCAAUUGGAACAGCAGAUGGUGAUGAUUUCUAAAGGAAAGAGACUCCUUGUUGCUGCUGAUCAGUACUCAGAUACUACGAACCUUGAAGAAGGCCGGUUUUCGGAGUCUCUCACCAAUUUUUCCAGCUGCAAAAAUGUUCCUCCACUAGUAGACGAUUGCUCUGAGACAUCCCUGAAACUAGGGCUACAUUUUAACCAGCAAUAAAUGGAAAGUGGAAGAGAUGAUAUCCACAAGGAAUAAGCCAGCCUUGGACGUCAUCAGCAUUUUAAAUUAUUGUUAUGUAUAAUAAUGGAAUGUGAAACAAAAUCAAAUUGUGAUCGUUUGUUUGGGGCUAAUUGAAUUAAUGUAACUCUCCUAAUAAAGUAACGGCCUGUUUGGUACCUUUUUUUUUUUUUUUU
Messenger RNA from Cornus florida, 1052 nucleotides. RefSeq names its product MADS-box protein JOINTLESS-like. The coding region runs from base 151 to 858 and encodes 235 amino acids. The transcript has 9 exons. NCBI's taxonomy places the organism in Eukaryota, Viridiplantae, Streptophyta, Magnoliopsida, Cornales, Cornaceae. Gene Ontology annotation, cellular component: nucleus. Gene Ontology annotation, biological process: positive regulation of transcription by RNA polymerase II. Gene Ontology annotation, molecular function: protein dimerization activity; RNA polymerase II cis-regulatory region sequence-specific DNA binding; DNA-binding transcription factor activity, RNA polymerase II-specific. The record is from RefSeq and is a predicted model, not a curated record.